Molecule: messenger RNA, 1080 nt
Organism: Passer domesticus (house sparrow)
Lineage: Eukaryota; Metazoa; Chordata; Aves; Passeriformes; Passeridae
Gene: SIX6
Product: SIX homeobox 6
Exons: 2
Coding region: 229-969 (246 amino acids)
Biological process (GO): regulation of transcription by RNA polymerase II; eye development
Cellular component (GO): transcription regulator complex; nucleus
Molecular function (GO): RNA polymerase II cis-regulatory region sequence-specific DNA binding; DNA-binding transcription factor activity, RNA polymerase II-specific
Source: RefSeq, a predicted model, not a curated record
CCUGCCCACCGCCCCCAGUCGCCGGAGCUGCCGAGCGGUCCCCAUCGCCUCUCCGCCCUCCGCCGUCCCUCCCGCGGCAGCUCCGCCGGCUCCGGCGGAGGCAGCAGCGGAGCGAGGGGCGGCCCGGGGCCGCUGCCCCUUCCCGUUCCCCGCCGCGGGGCUGAGCGCGGUGGCGGCGGGCAUCGCCGCGGGUGCGCGGAGCGCGGAGCGGAGCCCGGCGCCGCCUCCAUGUUCCAGCUGCCCAUCCUCAAUUUCAGCCCGCAGCAGGUGGCCGGGGUAUGCGAGACCCUGGAGGAGAGCGGGGACAUCGAGCGCCUGGGGCGCUUCCUCUGGUCCCUGCCCGUGGCCCCCGCGGCCUGCGAGGCGCUCAACAAGAACGAGUCGGUGCUGAGAGCCCGGGCCAUCGUGGCCUUCCACACGGGGAACUACCGGGAGCUCUACCACAUCCUGGAGAACCACAAGUUCACCAAGGAGUCCCACGCCAAACUGCAAGCCCUGUGGCUGGAAGCGCACUACCAGGAGGCGGAGAAGCUGCGGGGCCGACCCCUGGGGCCGGUGGACAAGUACCGGGUGAGGAAGAAGUUCCCGCUGCCGCGCACCAUCUGGGACGGCGAGCAGAAGACACAUUGCUUCAAGGAGCGGACGAGGCAUUUGCUGCGGGAGUGGUACCUGCAGGACCCUUACCCCAACCCCAGCAAAAAGCGGGAACUGGCUCAGGCCACGGGACUUACCCCCACGCAAGUGGGCAACUGGUUCAAAAACCGCAGGCAAAGGGACAGGGCAGCAGCCGCCAAGAACAGGCUACAGCAGCAGGUCCUAACGCAGGGCUCGGUGCGCUCGCUGCAGGCGGAGGAGGAGAGCGGCGGGGAGGCGGUGGGGGCCGCCUCCAGCCCCGCAGCCAGCCUCUCCAGCAAAGCGGCCACCUCCGCCAUCUCCAUCACAUCCAGCGACAGUGAAUGUGACAUCUGACACCAGCGGCGUGGCAAAGCGGGGCGAGGGGGAGGCCCGGCUCGCCGGUGCCCCGGGCGCGGCCGGAGCGGCGGGGCUGGCAGCCGAACGCGGGGUACGGGGCGCUCCCCG